CUGUUCCCGUGAAGGUGCCGAUUAUUGAUCAGCUUGUCGUCGUCGAAAUAGAGAUAAAGUUAAAUCAUAUCAUGCACGGCUUGCCAUUCGGGAGAGAUGUCGUACUUUUCAUAACAUAUCAUCUUUAUUUCAAGAUUUUGAGAGAGUGAAUUUCUGUUUGAAUACAGAAUGCCAAGCAAAAUUGUGCCAGCACGAGAACGGGGUGCGAAUCCCGUGUCUAUAAUUUCUGGACCACUCCCAUCGAAACAAUCGUCAAAUGCCACAUGGACGAAGUAUGAUCUCAAUGUCAUUCCUACCAAAGAGGACAGCCAUGACGUAUUGGUUGUUCGUCCUGGGGAUCACCUUCUCAAUGAUACAGACAGAAAGAUGGUGGUGCCACCGAUGACGGACACGGCGACGAUGAUGAUGCCGCCGAUGACGUUGCCGAAGACCUUCCACGACCGCGUGUCGUUGAUGGGCAUAAUCUCGAAGACGGCUUCGGAAUCGAUCGGGGUGUCGGGUUUGAAGUAUGCCGUGAGUGCCCGGGAGCACCAAGGAAGAAGAUGGAUCUGGAUCGGUUUGAUAACAUUUUGUCUGAGUAUCGCCAGCAUGCAAAUAGUACAGCAAGUCUUGUACUAUACAUCGUACCCAAAGAGUGUCGACAUCGUCAUCGAACACGUCGACCAACUCGCCUUCCCUUCGGUAGCCAUCUGUAAUUUCAACCAAUACAAGAGGAAUGCUGUAAAUGGAACCAUAUUCCAGGGACUGUUGAUGCAAUACCAGGCAAGGGGUUGGCCUGUUCCGUGGGAAAUGUAUGAACCUCACCUCAACAACACAAACAUGACUGCAAUACUUGAGAAAACGGGGCAUAAUGUUAGCGAUUCAUUUAUUGGGUCGUCCUUUGGUCAAACUAGACUGAAUGACCACAACUUCUCUCGAGUUAUAACGGACUUCGGACAGUGCUUCGUGUUCAACACCGAAGAACAGUAUCCAGAGGAUUUGAUGAUCGACGCUGCAGGUUACACUUCUGGGCUGCACGUAACAAUGGAUGUGGAUCAGGAUAACUAUUACUACAGCGAGGAGUCCCGAUACAAUGCUGGGUUCUUCGUAUACCUUUUCUCGAAGGGAACUUUUCCGCACGUGAGAGAUCUUGGAUUCAGCAUUUCACCAGGCUUUGCCACACAGGUCGGCAUGGACGUGAGAAAGGUGACCAACCUUCCUCCACCUCGUGGAAACUGCUCCGAUGCCACUAUGAAGUAUUUUCAGAGGUAUGGUUACGCCGAGUGCCGGAUGGAGUGCGCCACCGACUACGUCGUUCAGAUGUGCGGGUGCAAAAUGGCGUUCAUGCCUGGUCCCUUUCGUGAAUGCAACCCUGUGGAACACCUUCGUUGUGCGAUUCACCAAUAUGAGAAAACAUUGGAAGGAGAGAACUGUUCCUGUCCUAUUCCAUGUUCCUCUAUGACCUAUCAUCCGACCAUCUCCCAAGCAAUGCACCCCUCACCGUUCUACGCAGCUUACCUUCAAGAUCUGUUCCGAUUACGGGGCGUCGAAAUCGAUGAUGAUUAUUUCACCAAGAACAUCUGUCAGCUGGAUAUUUACUUCAGGGAAUUAACCGUAAAGCGAGUUUUUGAACAACCAGCCUACACCUUCUUCGGAUUGAUGUGUGACAUCGGGGGCUCACUCGGUCUAUGGCUCGGAGGCAGUGUUCUUACGAUAGUCGAAGUCUUCGACCUUUUCGGUCAUGCCAUUUGUAUUUAUACGAGAAUCACGAGGAGGGGAAAACCGACGGACGGUCAUGGUCAUCGUGUAGUCGGUUCUACACUUCGGGCUCGCUUCGGAUCGACCAAUGACGACAUUGCUGCUCCGAAAGUGUCUCCUUAAAAAGUUAUUUUUCGAGCUCCUAUUGGUAGUUUGAAACCAUAUGACACCAAGAAUAAAGGGUGGAAAAAUGAUGUAUGAAAAGUGCCAUGCACAUGAUGUAAUACGCUGUAUAUUUCACAAAUAGUCUCUAUCAGUAUGGCCAUGACGGUAAAAUAUGAUUAUAGGUAUUCAUCAUCCUCUUUAGGGCUGAAAGUAUUUGAGACUAUGGCUAAGGAUUUAUUUUGCUUGGACAAUGAGUUGCUGGAUCCCCUGAUACACCAAACGUAUAAGAUAUUUCAAUUUUCAAGGAAAAAAUGUGGAAUCAACGAACUGGAUCCCCUCCCCUGAAUGCUGACGAUAAGAUUUUGUUAACACCCCCUCUCACUCACACGCGCGCGCGCACGCACGUACACCGCCCUCUCCCACCCAGGCAUUUCUCUUCACGCAGACAUCUAUGAAAUGCUGUACUUGUCAUAACAAUUUACAUGACAACUCGUAUUCGUAAUGUGUCACAAACAUUUUUAUUCCUCCAUUUGAUCGUUUGUGACUGAGUGUCAGUCUUACAAAACACGAAAAUAGGAAGAGAUAGUUUAAGAAAGCACAAAAAACAGAAUUUAUUAUUAAUUUGGAUCAAAAAAUAUAAUCAGGAUCAACUUUGCCUUGUUAGGCUAUAAAUACCAAUAAAAUUAUUUAGAAAAGAAAUCGAAAUGAAAUUUAAUCCAUUACUUCAGUGAUUCUUCAAUUAUUUAAAACUUUCAAAUACGCAUACUGACAAGACUACAAAUGAUCGUACUAUUUCCGGGACUGUUUCAGCCUCUUCUGAGUUGAAAUAAUGACCCCAUAUAUUAAUGUCGCGCCAACGCACAAAGAGUUGACUUUCGUUCAGGUUUCACCAGUAUAGCACCCGUGCAAUUUCAGUUUCCGUCUAUACAGGCUCAACAGUACAUGUAUUUUAUUUUACUUUACGCCAACUUCCGAUAGCUCGGAAUUCUGAGCAUGCACAAGCAUAUCAUGUUCACGAAUUCCCAAGAAAAUAAGUUCGUCUAUUCAUUCCUUCAUACUUGAUAGCUUGCUCAGUUUCGCAAAGUAACAACAACCAUGGAAAGGGGGUCAAUACAGAAGUAUACAGAGUAAAUUUCAAUUGCAGAUUAGUUCAUUGUAGGCUAGUUUCAAUCCUAAUUACCAGGCCCGUUGAUACGUUCAAGACAGAACAAAGCAUGAGAUCAUGAAGAAGUACUUUCGACGAACUUACUUAAAAAUAACCUACUUUACUAUAUUAUAGUAUUAGAUAUACUGGGCAUAAAGUACCCUGUGAAAUGAAUCUCGAAUACAGAAUGUAUAAUUAAAAUAUGAUUUUAUAAAUAACAUAUAUAUAUGUUACUUUAUUAGCAAGAUUAUUAGGUUCCCUGCAAUAUUUAGUACACGGAGAACCACUCCUUUUACAUGUUUUAGGUGGCACCCUAAAAAUGUGGCAGGGGUGGUGGUAUUGGAAAAAUGAGUAAAGAAACCAUUUACAUGUAUUUCAUAGGCAUUUUUAUUUUAUUGUUAUGUAACUCAUUUAUAUUCCAGAAUUAUAAAAACAUCAAUAUUUACAAGAAUAUACCAGUACAAACAAACAAUUCAAGACAGAUAUUGAAUGAUGAUAUAGACAAUUCGUGGAUUGUAAGUUUAUGCGAUACCCUUUUCAUUAAAAAGUCAUACGAUAAUAAUGGGAACUUUUUAAAGUGAGUAAUAGGAGUAAUUAAUGGAGGGACCUACCAAUUCAAUUUAAUUCGUUUAUUCCUUUCCAUUAAAAAACAUCGCAAUAUGUGCAUUCAUGAUAUAAACAACUGAGAUAUACAUGCAAGAAAAACGAAUAAAAUACAUAAGCAUAGCAAGUUAAGAUUAUAAUU
Lytechinus pictus (painted urchin) is the source of this 3731-nucleotide messenger RNA. RefSeq names its product acid-sensing ion channel 2-like. Gene Ontology annotation, biological process: sodium ion transmembrane transport. Gene Ontology annotation, molecular function: ligand-gated sodium channel activity. The transcript has 12 exons. The record is from RefSeq and is a predicted model, not a curated record. Lineage: Eukaryota; Metazoa; Echinodermata; Echinoidea; Temnopleuroida; Toxopneustidae. Gene Ontology annotation, cellular component: plasma membrane. The coding region runs from base 169 to 1860 and encodes 563 amino acids.